This is a messenger RNA of Periophthalmus magnuspinnatus, 989 nucleotides long. It is a transcript of the gene sft2d3, whose product is annotated as SFT2 domain containing 3. Gene Ontology annotation, cellular component: membrane. Gene Ontology annotation, biological process: vesicle-mediated transport. The record is from RefSeq and is a predicted model, not a curated record. Lineage: Eukaryota; Metazoa; Chordata; Actinopteri; Gobiiformes; Gobiidae. The transcript has a single exon. Bases 62 to 733 code for a protein of 223 amino acids.
UGAGUCCCGUCAGAACAAGACUCACUUCCGUAGCCGCAUUAGCUCCGUUAGCUCCGCGGAGAUGGCGGAUCUAAACCGUCAGCUGCAGGAGUAUCUGGCGCAGUCCAAGUCCGGGAAAAGUGCGAGUCCGUCCGGCUCCAGCACCGCGCUGGACCUCGGGGACGAGGAGCCGGUCACCGGGAGCUGGUUUGGCCGCUGGUCUGGCCGCUGGUCCAGUCCAUUUCAGCGGCGAGAGUCUCCGAGCUCCGGGAGCGGCGGCUCCUGGCCGUGGUCCACGGAUCCGGACCCGUGUUUACCUGGUCUGAGCCGGAGGCAGCGGCUCGUGGCCUUCGGGGUGUGCGCCGCCUUUUCCGCGCUGUGUUUCGGCCUGUCCGCGCUUUACGCGCCGCUGCUGCUGCUGUACGCGCGGAAGUUCGCGCUUCUAUGGUCUCUCGGGUCUCUGUUCGCCAUCGCGGCCGUGGCGAUGCUCCGCGGGCCCAGUAAACUCCUCUCCGGUCUCCCCACGUCUCCCGCGGCCGCCGCCUACCUGUGCGCCUUGGGCGGCACGCUGUACGCGGCGCUGAGCCUCCAGAGCACCGCGCUGACCGCGCUGGGCGCCGCGGUGCAGGUCGCGGUGAUCCUGUGCGCAGUGGUGUCGCUGCUGCCCGGUGGAGCCGCGGGGAUGCGCUUCAUGGGCGGUUUGGCCGCGUCCGCCAUCAAGCGUACCGUCAGCGGGAAGACCAUGCCCAUCUGACCGGGCACGGAGCCCUCGGAGCCGACGAGUGAGGGCUGAUCCCGAUAAACCACAUGGACAGAGAAUCAAGUGAACGCGUGUGGAGGAGCAGCGGGGCUUUUAUUUUACUGUGUAAAGGCAUCCGGACCACAUCCAAUGUAAAUGUUUUUUUGUAAAUUGGACUCUGACUCUAGCGCCAUCAUGCGGCAAUUUGCACAUUCCAGGAGCUAUUUUACUCUUAAUGAUUUUUGUAAAUGAUUAAAACUCUUCUUCAGAA